CAGUGACGCGGCGCCGGCGUGCGUCGGUCGGCGCUAGGGCGCACGUCCUUGGCGCAUUUACGUAAAACCGUUGUUGGUUGACGGACGUGUUCGUCGCGACUGUUUUGUGAAUCUCAGUGCGUAGACGUUGGACCGUUGUUGGUGCGUCGUGCAACCCACUGGGCUCGGCGCCAGCAUGGACGCGCUCCUGGCAGCUCUCGUCGCCCUCAUGGCAGUGGCCGCAGCGAUGGCCGCCGUACUGAGCACGCUCUCAAAGGCGGCUAUAUUUGCUCUGCUCGCUAUCGCACCGUGCGUCUAUCGGUACAGGAAAAGGAUUUAUGUGAUUGUGAAAACAUUACCCAGGGAUACCAAAUUUCUAUGGCGCUAUGCGAAUGCAAUGCUCCGUACGAAGAUAUGGGCCCGCUCCAACACGAACGUGGUGGAACUGUUUACGAGGCGAGCGCUCCGCAAUCCCGAAGCGCCCUGCUUCUUUGUUGGAGACCAAGUGUGGACCUUCCAAGAGAUGGCCGAGAAGUCGAACCAAGUCGCCAGGGUGAUGCAGGAACACUUGGGGAUGAAGCGAGGUGACGUGGUCUGCGUAUUCCUGCCGAAUUGUGCCGAGUACGUGUACACGUGGCUCGGGCUGGCCAAGCUUGGUGUCGUGUCAGCCCUGAUCAAUAGCAACCUGCGGCACAAGCCCUUGAUACACUGCAUCAAUGUGGCCAAAGCGAAGGCUAUCAUUUACUCCGAUAGUUUGGUUGGAGCCAUAAACGAGAUCAACGAUCAGCUCCCAAAGGAGCUAAAGCAGUUUCAGCUGUAUGGCGAGAGUGCUCCAGGAGUGACAGAUCUUCUGGCGGAGAUGUACAAACAGCCGCCGGAGUACCCUGACGUGGCUGACAAACCUCAGUACAACGACACCCUGUUCUACAUCUACACCUCUGGGACCACCGGCAUGCCUAAAGCGGCUGUGUUGAAGAACUCCAAGUAUUUAAUAAUAGUGGUGGCCACGGUGCACAUGCUGGGGCUGAAGUCCACGGACCGCAUGUACAACCCCCUGCCGCUGUACCACACGGCCGGGGGGCUCGUGGGCACGGCAGCCGCACUCGUGGACGGGAUCCCCUCCGUGCUGAGGGCCAAGUUCUCCGCCACCAACUACUGGACUGACUGCAUCAAGUACGAGUGCACGGUGGCCCAGUACAUCGGGGAGAUGUGCCGCUACCUGCUUGCUCAGCCUGCCAAGCCUACGGACUCCCAGCAUCGCGUACGCAUCAUGGUGGGCAACGGCAUGAGACCGGCCAUCUGGCAGCAGAUCGUCGACAGGUUCAAAGUGGCCCAGAUAAACGAAAUAUACGGAGCGACGGAAGGCAACGCAAAUAUAAUCAAUGUGGACAACACGGUAGGAGCGGUCGGGUUCCUGCCCACACUGGUGCCAACGUGUUUGCACCCCAUCGCACUGGUGAGGGUGGAUGAGCAGGGCAACGUGGUCCGCGGAGAUGACGGCUACUGCAUACGAUGUCCACCCAACGAACCAGGGAUGUUUAUUGGGCUGAUUGCACAAGGCAAUGCUGCUCGAGAGUUUCACGGCUAUGUUGAUAAGAGCGACAGCAACAAGAAACUAGAAAGGGACAUAUUCCGCAAGGGGGACGCGGCGUUCGUGAGCGGCGAUAUCCUGGUGGCGGACGACCUUGGCUACCUGUACUUCAAGGACCGCACCGGCGACACGUACAAGUGGAAGGGAGAGAACGUGGCCACGGCGGAGGUGGAGGACGCGCUCGGAGCCGUCAUCGAGCGGCGGGACUGUGUGGUCUACGGCGCCUCGGUGCCGCAGACAGAAGGUCGCGCGGGAAUGGCGGCGGUGGCCGACCCGGGCCGCUCCUUGGACCUGGCGCGGCUGGCGGCACACCUCGACCACUCGCUGCCUUCGUACGCGCGACCACUAUUUCUGCGCAUCACCAACGACAUUGAGAUCACUAGUACAUUUAAAUUGAAAAAGUUGCAAUACCAGAAGGAAGGUUUCGACCCGGACGUCAUCAAGGAUCCACUGUACUUCCGGUCGGGCGCCACCUUUGUUCCCAUCACCACGCAACUGUUCAACGAUAUUUGUAAUGGAAAGGUCAAGCUCUAAACCUUAGGACACUUAUAAUCGUGAGCGAGAUAAAUUUUGUGUAUUGCGAAUUCGAUUUUUUUUUCUGAGCCCCAAAGGGAAUGUAAAAUAGUUAUUUUAGAAUACAAUAAUAUGUAAAUUUUGCAUACGAAAAAGUUUAGCGACAAAUGGUGAUUUAAAUAUCGUUUUUCUGGCAAAUGAUAGUGAUGAUAGUACAAUACGAUUUGGUCUAAGACCUCGGAGAAAUUUAAUGGACUGUAGUUAUAUAAUAAUAGAUGUACAUUAUUUGUAAUUUUGUUCCGUAUUUUUGAAAGUUUUUGUUUAGAGGGAGUAUCUAUCUUGUUUUUUCUGUAUCUAGUUCAAAACUAUUUUUUUUAAUGUCCUGAAAUUCAGGCUCCUAUAACCAGAUUGUAAAUUUUGUCAAAUGUGUUACAAGCAAUGCUCAUGUUGUCUACAGUGUCAAAUGUGUUACAAGCAAUGCUCAUGUUGUUGACAUACAGUCAAAAUUAUGUUAGUACGUCUGUAGAUAUAUAAUAUAAUUAUUAUCGUAGGUUACAUUCCGACGUCUAGUCUAAUUUGUAAUGUUUGAAUGCUUUGCAGUAAUUUUUUUAAGAGUCUUGCAAUCAUUGUUCAUCUGAAUAGUUACGAUAGUAGUAUUCAUCUAGGAUUCAUACUCGGUAUGGAACAUUUCAUAAAUAGCAUGUGAAAUUCCAUAUGAAGUGAUUUUUUAUGCCGUACCUGCUAUCUUUCUUCAUUCGGUCUCAUCUUCGUACAAUACCAUCCUUCGUAAUCAUCGCAUUUAUGAAGACCGCGGCUCAAACCGUGCGGGGCAUGGCUCCAUUUUAGUACUAUAAUAGUAAUCUGUUGCAUUGAAUAGACUUUAAGCUAGGUGCGGUAAAGUAUUUAUUUCUUUGAAAUAAUUUGUUGCCGAUAUCAAAAUCACUUGUUUGUUUCUGUACAUUUAAUUUCAUUAAUGUCUCGGUUACAUACCGAAUACUAAUUCAGUCAUUGCGUACGACGUGGACGAUUUGUGAACUUUGCGAAAAAUCACUGCCGCUGAAAUUUCACAUGUGAAGUCCAAUGUCGAUGAAAUAAAAAAUAACAAUCAAUUCCAUACUUGGUUCUCACCGCUCAUGUAAUGUAGCUCAGUUAUAUAAGAUAAAACAGCAUUCAGCAGGAAUUAUCGAAUAAAGUAAUUAUGGUUCCUUUUUAAUUGCUAUUUAUUUGUACCAACUCUUAAAUUGUACCUACUGUAAAAGUGUAAAUAAAGAUUAAAGUACAA
Molecule: messenger RNA, 3365 nt
Organism: Leptidea sinapis
Lineage: Eukaryota; Metazoa; Arthropoda; Insecta; Lepidoptera; Pieridae
Product: long-chain fatty acid transport protein 4-like
Exons: 12
Coding region: 176-2104 (642 amino acids)
Biological process (GO): triglyceride homeostasis
Cellular component (GO): endoplasmic reticulum
Molecular function (GO): long-chain fatty acid transmembrane transporter activity; long-chain fatty acid-CoA ligase activity
Source: RefSeq, a predicted model, not a curated record